Hymenoscyphus albidus is the source of this 1451-nucleotide messenger RNA. Lineage: Eukaryota; Fungi; Ascomycota; Leotiomycetes; Helotiales; Helotiaceae. The record is from the annotation of a GenBank genome assembly.
AUGGCAACUACCAACCGUGCAAGCGUUGUCAGAAAGCAAAAGUGGAGUGCCUUGACAGUCCCCAAGCUCAUAACAACCGAGCUCGUCGAAUCUCUCACGAUCCGGGAAUUCGGCAAUCAUCACCCAGGCAGUUUCACAGGGACGAGUCCGAUUGCUUUCCCCUGUUGGCUGAAGCCCCUUUCGUGGGAGACACAAUCCUUUCCCAGCCCGCAGAUACAAGUUAUGGGGGUGCAUCUGAUAUGAGUCUUCCCAUAGACUCAUUAAAUUGCUGGGGAAAUUGGGACACAUCAAAAUCAACACUUGGCGGCAUCUCAUCAUCACAGGGUACUGGUAUAUCCAGGUCAAACGCCGCUGAUAGCGACUUACAAGCACAACAGCCGUUAACAACGACUGGGGAUUUUAUGAGCGCGCAUGGUGGUUAUGUAACAGCUCAAGAUUCACCAGAAGCCUCUAUUGAUACCGGCGAUGAAGGAAUGGAUGUUCCAAUGGAAUCAGAAAUGAAAAAACUCCUUGAACUUACGCACUCACUCUACGUACAACAGAGGACUUUAGAAUCUGCACCCUGGGAAGAAUAUCUGUCUUCGCUUUCAUUUACCGCUGGACAAAAGCUGGCACAUAACGAAGAUGGCGCAGGCAAAGCAAUUGGAGGUAUUCUCAGCAGCUCCGAGCUCUACCUCAUGAUCAUUACUCAAUUUCUAAUACGGACGGAGGCGCGACAAUCACCCAGUGAAAGAAAUUCUUCCGCGUCUUCGACCUCUGCCGAUGUAUCUUUGAAUGGAAUUGAACCUGGUGGGAAUGCUAAUUGGAGUAUUCAAUCCGUCGUUGAAUCCGAAGGAUCCAAUAUAUUUUCUCGUCACCUUUCGGCCCGCCAUAGCACAUUUACCUCUUCCUCGUCGGGUCACUCUUUCUCUCCUCCUUUGACACGACCACCACCCAAUCAACUCGAUACGCCAACAAUACUUCUGCUUCUAAAUUGUUACAAUCGUCUUAUUCUUAUUUAUGCCACCUUGUUCUCGCGUAUAAGGCAAUAUCUUUCGACCUCAUCACCAUCGUUAUUUUCUGAAGCCUCUAGUCACACACUCGGUGAUCCCAGUACGAAGAGUAAGCCACAAUCACUACAUAUUGGCGGAUUCUCUUUGGGUAGCUAUAGGAGAAUACAGAUCAAUAUAUUGGUUGACAUUAGUAUCCACUUCAUCACCAGGAUACAGCAGGUACUGGGAGUCCCACCCCAACACACUCUACAUGGAGGUGAUUCGGCUGAGAGAAUAGAGCUUAAUGGUAGCCCUGGUACCGAGAGAGGUCUAUUCAAGGUACCUCAAAUGAGAUCGCUGCUAGAAACAUUUCUGGAAACGGUCGGAUUGGAUGACAAAGAAGGGACUCAGGAUAGCGCUUGUAGAGUUACAGAUUUAAAAAGGGAGUUCAGAGAGUUACAAAGAUUGCCCAGGUGGUAG